Molecule: messenger RNA, 660 nt
Organism: Aethina tumida (small hive beetle)
Lineage: Eukaryota; Metazoa; Arthropoda; Insecta; Coleoptera; Nitidulidae
Product: ADP-ribosylation factor-like protein 6-interacting protein 4
Exons: 2
Coding region: 30-581 (183 amino acids)
Source: RefSeq, a predicted model, not a curated record
AUAUUUGUUAUUUUAACAAAUAAACAAAAAUGGAAAGGAAAAAAGAUUCCACGGUAAUUGAAAUAGAAAGCAGUCAUUCUGAUGUUUCUGGUAGCAGUAAGAAUAAAAAGAGUAAAAAGAAGAAAAAAUAUUCUGAGGAAAGAAAACGCAAAUUGUCAAGUUCAUCAGAUUCAAGUUCUUCUACUUCUGAUUCAGAUUCCUCUAGUAAAAAAAUUAAAAAGAAACUAAAAAAAUUAAAAAAGAAAAGGAAGAAGGAAAAAAAGAAAGACAAGAAGCAAAAAAAGAAAGAUAAAAAUAAAGCAGUUACUGAGGAUGAGGAUGGUGCAGCAGCUGAUAUACCUCUAGAUUUAAUGGAGAAACCAAGAAGUCUUGCUCCGAUGACCAAGGAAGAGUGGGAAAAACGACAAAGUGUCGUAAAAAGGGUUUAUGAUGAAACUACUGGUCGUAAUCGGUUAAUAAAAGGUGAUGGAGAAGUAAUAGAAGAAAUAGUGAGUAGAGAUCGGCAUAUGGAAAUAAAUAGACAAGCAACCAGAGGAGAUGGAAUGUAUUUUCAAAAGCAAAUAUCUAAAGACUUGAAAUAAUUCAUUGAUUCAAAUAUUUUAUUUUUUAACUUUAUUUAAAUGUAUGAGAAAAACAAAUAAAUAUGUUUUGCUUCUUAAA